AUGGGUUUGCCUGAUCUUCCUGGUGAGAUUGUCUACGACAUACUCUCAAGACUACCCGUCAAGUCUCUGUGCCGUUUCAAAUCGGUUUCCAAGCCAUGGCUCGCUCUCAUCACCGACCCCAAAUUCGUCAAGUCACACCUCCAUCAUCAAUCCACAAACGACGAUGACGUGAACCAGAAGUUGAUCAUCUGCUCUGCCGCUUCUCCCUCCAUCUAUUCCGUAGAUUACCGAGCACCCGAUCACACCGUGACUGAGCUUAAAAGUCCCUGCAAGUCGAAGUCUCGGGUUUCAGUUAUGGGCUCAUUCGACGGGGUCGUACUCUUAUAUAUUGAUGAUGAUGAAUUAUGUUUAUGGAACCCAUCAACUAGAAUGUAUCAGAAACUUUCACCAUCUCCCGAGUGCCCAGAUUGUCAAUACAAGAAUAUGACGUAUGGGCUUGGUUAUGACUCUGUUAGUGAUGACUUCAAGGUUGUUCGGGCUGUCGUCAGCCCUUCGACAAAAGACCCUACUCCUGUUUAUGUGUUCACUUCUAAACUAAGUUCUUGGAAGAGGAUUGAAGACCUUGGCAGCUCUAGUCUUUGUUAUGCGCCCACCGGGACUGUUAUGGAUGGGGCACCGCAUUGGGUUGUGUCUUUCUACUGCGAUAUGUAUUCUACUUGUGGGAUUGCUUGUUUUGAUGCUACGGAGGAGAAAUUCAAGUAG
Rhododendron vialii is the source of this 702-nucleotide messenger RNA. Its product is annotated as F-box protein CPR1-like. The transcript has a single exon. Gene Ontology annotation, molecular function: protein binding. NCBI's taxonomy places the organism in Eukaryota, Viridiplantae, Streptophyta, Magnoliopsida, Ericales, Ericaceae. Bases 1 to 702 code for a protein of 233 amino acids. The record is from RefSeq and is a predicted model, not a curated record.